This is a messenger RNA of Akanthomyces muscarius, 897 nucleotides long. RefSeq lists its product as uncharacterized. Bases 1 to 897 code for a protein of 298 amino acids. The transcript is spliced from 3 exons. The record is from RefSeq and is a predicted model, not a curated record. Lineage: Eukaryota; Fungi; Ascomycota; Sordariomycetes; Hypocreales; Cordycipitaceae.
AUGUCAUUUCAGGUUGUGGAAUGCAAAACCAUUGAUGGUGUUGUCAUCAGAGGCAGAUUCUAUGGAGUUGACGGCAAAGGGCCCGCGAUCAUCAUGACCCCUGGGUUCAAUUGCGUCAAAGAGAUGCUGCUACCUGACAUAGCGGAAACAUUUCAGUCUCAAGGCUUCAAUACUUACAUUUACGAUCCACGCAGCAUUGGCGACAGCGAUGGCACUCCGAAGAACCUCAUUGAUCCUCUUCAACAGGCGGAAGAUCUCGCAGACAUUGUCACCCACAUUUCGUCGCAGCCAAGCGUCGACUCGUCCAAGAUCGUCCUCUGGGGCAUGUCGUUUGGCGGCACCGUCAGCGCCUGCGCCGCCGCUGUAGACCGCCGAGUCAAAGCUCUUGUUAUGGUCUGUCCAAUUUUGAGCUUUUACCAAGCCGAGAAGCGCGACAAAGCCUUUGCACAAUUGAUGCGCGAUCGCCAGUCGCAGCUGCGCGGGAAUGAGCCGUUCAUGCUGCCGCCGUUCAACAGCAAAGGCGAGAACCCGAUUGGCAUGGCGGGCUCGGGCGGGCCCGGAGGCAUAGAGGCGUACGGGUUCAUGGGCGCCGUCAUCGACCGCGGCGCUCCCAACUUUCGGAACAAGAUUGCGCUGCAGACAUAUCAGAAGCUGGCCAUGUGGCAGCCCAAGGAGAUUCUGAAGCUCGUGGACAAGACGCCGCUCAUGAUGGUGACACCGGAGCUGGACACAAUGUCGCCACCCGCGGAGCAAAAGGCUGCGUUUGAACUGUUUCCGCAGACAAAGACGUUUCUGGAGGCUAAGGGCAAGGGCCAUCUCACCGUGCUCAGCGGUGAAGGCUCGGUCGAAGUGGUUCAGGCCAUGACAGACUUCAUACGUAGUAGCAUAUCGAACUAG